Messenger RNA from Sphaeroforma arctica JP610, 1004 nucleotides. RefSeq lists its product as hypothetical. The coding region runs from base 99 to 1004 and encodes 301 amino acids. The transcript has 5 exons. The record is from RefSeq and is a predicted model, not a curated record. Lineage: Eukaryota; Ichthyosporea; Ichthyophonida.
UUUCUUUGUGGAUAUUGUGAUUGAUUCAUUGAAUAAUAGUCUCGCUACGUAACGAUAGUAGCCUCGCUACGUGAAGUUAAUAGUUCCGCUACGUGAAGAUGCCAGGCAAUAUAGACCAAUUACUUCUCGUCUAUGACGAUAUACAAGAUGCCGAUGAUGCAGCCGCCGUGAACAAAGAUGAAAUGGAUUCAAAUCUAUCCUUAACAAGAAGCAAGUCCAACCAGUCGCUGAGCGUACACCAGUAUCUUCAUCACCCCAGCCAUCAAAUGGAGCACAAGCACACCAUACUCCGCUCCGUGAGUCAGACGGAUUUAAUUGCCCCAGCGCUACGUACAAACACCCCCCCGGUCAAUGUACAGGCAACCGCCAACGGGACUGUAUUUAACGGUACACGGAGUAACCCUAGUUCUGGUAGCAGCUCCAGCGCACUGCCUACGCCGACGGGGCGCAAGCACGCCGGCUCAAAUAUGAGUUCCGGUGGAUAUAACAGGGGUUCUGUACCCGGCCCAACUGUCUUGACUUCGGGGCAGAAGGACAAACGGUACCAUUUUGGGUCAUACCAAAAGCAGCAUUCUCAGACAAGUAUCAAUUUGAGGAAGCCCGUGGUAACCACAGAGCAUCCACCUCAUCCGGCCAGGCCGGCAUCUCCUAAUUUGCGUCAAAGAGGGGGAAUGUCACCUUCGCCAUCCACAAGUCGGCUGUCGCAGUUUGAGGCAAUGGAAGGAGAAUUGGAAGACCUGGACUUAGGUGAUACGGCGCAUAGGUCGGAUGUACCCGCGACCAUAACUAUUGCACCUCACCACACGGUACAGGAUCACAGGUGUACCCUACUCAAGUGCAACCAGCACCACCCCAAUACACAACACGGCAAAUCCACCCAGGAUAUUCCCACCCUCAAGACCAGUAGACGGCAUAUCAACCAUAGUCACCCCGCCCCGAUCCCCGCCUCGGAAAAAGUCCAGCACUCACUCACCUUUAAAUACACCCGACCAUCGGACAAGUGA